AUGUCCAACCAGGUAGAACCUAAAGCCGUCGAGGCGAGACAGGACCCGCAGAUCUUCAGAACGGAAACUGUCCAUGACGAGCCGGAGAAGGCAGUUCCUACGGUUGACAAGGUCGACUAUUCAGGUGCUCAUGCUAAAACAGACCCCAAGGAAAUUGCCCUUGUGAAGAAGCUAGAUAGAUGGAUUAUGCCAAUGCUCUGGAGCAUGUAUUGGCUCAACUACCUUGACCGCAAUGCUAUUGCUCUUGCUCGCCUCGACGAUCUAGAAAAAGACUUGAAUUUAACCAGCACCCAGUACCAAACAUGUGUCUCGAUUCUGUUCGUCGGUUAUAUUCUUGGUCAAAUUCCGUCCAAUAUGUUCCUCACUCGAACUCGACCGAGCAGAUACAUGGGCAUUAUGAUGAUGUUGUGGGCAACGGUUAGCGCACUGACAGCCUUGGCCCAUAACUACACCACUCUCCUUGUCACUCGAUUUUUCCUUGGCGUGACCGAAGCGCCGUAUUACCCCGGUGCCGUCUACAUUCUCUCCAUCUUCUACAACCGGAAGGAGGUUGCCACCCGCAUCGCCAUCCUCUACACUGGCAAUGUCCUCGCCACAGCUUUCGCCGGGUUGAUAGCCGCUGGCGUUUUCCACGGCAUGGAUGAUCAUCUAGGCCUUGCUGGCUGGCAGUGGCUGUUCAUACUCCAAGGCACCGUCACCUUUGGCAUUGCCCUUAUCGGAUACUUUGUGCUUCCUGAUUUCCCUUUGACUACCAAGUGGCUUACCCAGGAGGAAAGGGAUCUCGCUUACAAUCGAAUCGAGCUUGAUACCGUCGCCAACCAGGGCCAGACUAGUACCAAGGCUGGUCUCAUGCAAGCCGUUCAAGACCCGAUGGUGUGGAUCUUCGCUUUGAUGGCCCACAUGCAUCUUGCCGCAAAUGGGUUCAAGAACUUUUUCCCCACCGUCGUCGAGACUCUUGGCCUCUCGCAAACCAUAACUCUGGUUCUUACAUGCCCGCCUUACCUUAUCGCAGGAGCCAUUACCAUCGCGGUGUCUUGGUCUUCCGGAUACUUCAACGAACGGACGUGGCACAUCACGAUAUCCAAGGCCGUAGCGAUCAUCGGAUUCAUCGCCGCCCCGCUGGCCCCGAACCUGCCGGGCCGCUACGUCGCCAUGGUGAUUUUCACCAUUGGGACGUACGGAGUGAACAGCCUUAUCCUCGGAUGGUGCGGCAGCGUGUGUGGGCAGACGAAGGAGAAAAAGGCCGUCGCUAUCAGUAUAGUGACAACCGUCAUGAACGUCAGUUUCGUGUGGACACCUUACUUGUGGCCCAAGAGCGACGGGCCGAGGUACAUGAUUGCCAUGAUGAGCAGUGCUGCGUUUAGCGCUGCGACUGCUGCUUUGGCGUGGUUGGCUAAGGCGAUUAUGAUUAGGCGGAAUAGGAAGCUUCGCCAGAGCGAUGAUGAGACGGCUGUGUUCUACGUUUACUAA
Molecule: messenger RNA, 1470 nt
Organism: Scedosporium apiospermum
Lineage: Eukaryota; Fungi; Ascomycota; Sordariomycetes; Microascales; Microascaceae
Product: Major facilitator superfamily transporter
Exons: 5
Coding region: 1-1470 (489 amino acids)
Biological process (GO): transmembrane transport
Cellular component (GO): membrane
Molecular function (GO): transmembrane transporter activity
Source: RefSeq, a predicted model, not a curated record